UGACAUAUUACGAAUCCGCAAACAGAGCGCGAACUUAGGCGCAAUAUAUCUCACAUACCUCACGCGUUAGGACAACUGUCCCAGUACAAAUUCUCCCGAGCCCUAUCUCGACGAGCUCUGGGACAGCACCAGGGCUAGGUCCCGCGUUGUCAUGAUGGCCGCACAUCUUCGCGCGGUGGAUGAGGAGAAGAAAGAGAAGAUUAUCCUGUCGAAUAAGGCUGGGGAGAGCAAGAGUCCUUAUGUUCGAGCACACUCUUCAAACCCCGUUGCUUGGCAGAUCUGGGGCGAUGAAGCUAUUGCUCUUGCUAGGAAGGAGAAUAGGCUACUUUUUGUGAGCAUUGGUUAUAGCGCUUGUCAUUGGUGCCAUGUCAUGGAACGGGAAUCUUUCGAGAAUGAAGAAAUUGCUGCAAUUCUGAACGAUGCCUUUAUUCCUGUUAAGGUCGAUAGAGAGGAGCGCCCCGACAUUGAUCGUAUUUACAUGAACUUUGUUCAAGCUACUACAGGUUCCGGAGGAUGGCCUUUGAAUGUCUUCGUUACGCCUGAUCUGGAGCCUGUCUUUGGUGGAACUUAUUGGCCGGGACCCAUAAGCAACACCACACCGUUUGAAGACCAGGUAGACUUCCUCGGUAUAUUGGAUAAGUUGAGCACUGUUUGGAAAGAGCAGGAAGAGCGAUGCCGGCGGGAUUCCGCACAGAUAUUGCAGCAGUUGAAGAACUUUGCCGCGGAAGGCACAUUUGGUGGUAGACUAGGUGAAGGUGCGGACGGUCUAGAUAUUGAACUGCUCGAAGAGGCCAAUCAACAUUUUGCUUCGACAUUCGACAAGAAGAACGGCGGGUUCGGAUCAGCGCCGAAGUUUCCCACUCCGUCUAAGCUCUCCUUUCUGCUUCGCUUAGCCCAGUAUCCUCCGGUUGUCGUUGAUGUUGUCGGGGCUGAAGACUGCCACAAAGCACAAGACAUGGCUAUUACGACUCUGCGGAAGAUGGCUAGAGGGGGAAUCCAUGACCAUAUUGGAAAUGGGUUCGCUAGGUACUCGGUCACCGCUGAUUGGUCUUUACCGCAUUUCGAGAAGAUGCUCUAUGACAACGCACAACUGCUCCAUGUUUACCUGGACGGAUUUCUUCUCUCGCGGGAUGCCGAGUUGCUUGGUGUAGUGUAUGAUAUCGCAACAUACCUAACCACUACACUAGCACAUCCAGCUGGAGGCUUCUAUUCUAGCGAGGAUGCCGACAGUCUUUACAAAAGAGGUGACUCGGAGAAGAGGGAAGGUGCCUUCUACGUAUGGACAAGGAGAGAGUUUGAGAAUGUUCUUGGCUCGGAGACCGAACCUAUUCUCUCAGCUUUCUUCAAUGUCAGCGAGCAUGGAAACGUGGAGCCAGAGAACGACGCACAUGACGAAUUUAUUGAUCAAAACGUAUUGGCAAUCGUGAGCGCGCCGAGCGAACUGGCUAGCACCUUCGGCGUGAAGGAGGAGGAGGGAAAGGCGGCAUUGAGAGCACAUCGAGAAAAGGAAAGAGUGCGGCCUGGCCUGGAUGAUAAGAUUGUUGUCAGUUGGAAUGGUAUUGCAAUUGGAGCAUUGGCGAGGACCGGUGCCGUCAUCAAAGGAUUCGACCCGGUCAAGUCUGAGGAAUAUCUUGGUUCUGCCAUAAAGGCGGCGGGCUUCAUCAAAGAGAAUCUUUACGACGAAUCCACACACACGCUAUAUCGGAUAUGGAGAGAAGGAAGAGGCGAGACGAAGGGCUUUGCAGAUGAUUAUGCAUUCCUCAUCGAAGGACUGAUCGACUUAUACGAGGCAACCUUUGACGAUAAAUGGCUGCUUUUAGCCGACGACCUGCAGAAAUCCCAAAUUUCCCACUUCUAUGAUAGCAGUGGCUCUGGAGCUUUCUUCUCCACGCACUCGUAUGCUGCACAUGUAAUCCUCCGGCUCAAGGAUGGAAUGGACACCAGCGAGCCGUCAACAAAUGGAACCUCGGCAUCAAAUCUUUACCGCCUUUCUAGUCUCCUUAAUGACGACUCUUAUGCAACCAAAGCCAAACAAACAGUUGCGGGCUUCGAAUCCGAGACUCUUCAAUAUCCUUGGCUCUUCGCAUCAUUCAUGCCCUCUAUUGUGGCCGGCCGUCUAGGCCUGAAAGGCGUAGUAGUUUCCCAAGGCGAAGAGAUAGAUGGAAACGGAAAUAAGAAAAUCAAGGAGUUUGAGAAGGCACCGAGAGGAGGACUGGGUACAUUUGCUAGGUUGGAUAGCGGCAGCACCUGGUUGAGAGAGAGAAAUGGGCUCUUAAGGAGUUUCGGGUUAGAUGGCAAGACCAGGAUCUUAAUCUGCGAGAACGGCGCUUGCCGGGACGAGGGCAAUGCUUCUGAAGCGGGUCUGGUAAAGGAGCCGCCCUUGGAUGAUUUGGGUGGUGUUACUGCUGCGCUGCCUGUGGUGGAGGAAAUCACGGCUGUUCAAGACAAAGGCUCGGGAGUGAUACAGGAAUAAUGAUACGCUGGAUUUCCCACGAAGGAUUUCUUGACCUUAUGUCGAGGUUUUGUACGGAGCUGGCGUUUUGGGAGGCCUUCUAUAUGAUUCAAGGCGAACUCGGACGGUAGGAAAUGCAUAGAUAGAGGCCAAUUAGGGGUUCACUUCAAUAAUGGAAAUCUGAACUCAAUCACCGAAAAAGGUGCC
Molecule: messenger RNA, 2659 nt
Organism: Hyaloscypha bicolor E
Lineage: Eukaryota; Fungi; Ascomycota; Leotiomycetes; Helotiales; Hyaloscyphaceae
Exons: 5
Coding region: 152-2473 (773 amino acids)
Biological process (GO): carbohydrate metabolic process
Source: RefSeq, a predicted model, not a curated record